This is a messenger RNA of Trichechus manatus latirostris (Florida manatee), 1050 nucleotides long. RefSeq names its product olfactory receptor 51S1. Gene Ontology annotation, molecular function: olfactory receptor activity; G protein-coupled receptor activity. The transcript has a single exon. Gene Ontology annotation, biological process: G protein-coupled receptor signaling pathway. Gene Ontology annotation, cellular component: plasma membrane. Lineage: Eukaryota; Metazoa; Chordata; Mammalia; Sirenia; Trichechidae. The record is from RefSeq and is a predicted model, not a curated record.
AUGCAAAUGUGUAGUAAAAUUAAAUUAAUCUUUCUAAUCAGUUUUCAGGUUCCUGAGUUCCAAGCUGGAUCCUCAACUAUGUCAGCAUUAUCCACCCAGACAGCCUCCAAUGGCAGCACUUCAAUGGCCCCCACCUUCCUGCUGGUGAGCAUGCCAGGUCUGUCAGUUGUACCUUCCUGGUGGACAAUCCCCCUCAUUAUUCUCUACCUUCUCUCUGCCCUGGGCAAUGGUACCAUCCUCUGGAUCAUUGCCAUGGAACCCACCCUGCAUUGCCCAAUGUACUUCUUUCUCUUCUUGCUCAGUGUGUCUGAUGUUGGCUUGGCCAUAGCCCUGAUGCCCACCCUGCUGGGCCUCGCCCUUGCUAACGUUUAGGUGGUUUCCGCCUCAGCAUGCCUCUUUCAGAUGUUCUUUGUCCACGUCUUUUCUGUCAUGAAGUCCUCUGUCUUGCUCACGAUGGCCUUAGAUUGAGCAUUGGCCAUCUGCCGUCCUCUCCACUCUCCUGCACUCCUCGCCAAUGGUUUCUUCAGCAAGAUUGGCCUGGCCAUUGCUUUCCGAUGCCUGGGUCUCCAUCUGCCCUUGCCAUUCCUCCUGGCCCACAUGCCCUACUGCCGCCCACAGGUCCUAACCCAUUCUUACUGCUUACACCCAGAUGUGACCCGACUGGCCUGCCCAGGAGCUUGGGGUGCAGUCUACAGUCUCUUUGUGGUCCUGUCAGCCAUGGGAUUAGAUCCUUUGCUUAUUUUCCUCUCCUAUGGCAUAAUUGGUAAAGUGUUGCAAGGUUUGGGAUCCAAUGAGGAGCGCUGGAAGGCUGGUCAAACCUGUGCUGCCCACCUCUCUGCUGUGCUCCUCUUCUACGUGCCCAUGAUCCUUCUGGCACUCAUUGACCAUCUUAGGUUGCCAAUACCUCAGCCUGCCCAUACUCUUCUCUCCUAUGUCCGCUUCCUACUUCCUCCAUUAUUAAACCCUAUUCUCUAUAGUGUCAAGAUGAAGGAGAUUAGAGAGAGAAUACUUAAGAGGUUGCAGCCCAUGAUGGUGCGUUGUGCUCAGUAA